Molecule: messenger RNA, 2401 nt
Organism: Cuscuta campestris
Lineage: Eukaryota; Viridiplantae; Streptophyta; Magnoliopsida; Solanales; Convolvulaceae
Source: the annotation of a GenBank genome assembly
AUACAAACAACAACAAUCCAGUUGAAUCCCACAACAGUAGGGUCUGGGGAGGGUGUGUGUACGCAGACCUUGCCCCUACUCGGAAGUAGGGAGGCUGUUUCCAAGAGACCCCCGGCUCCACCUGCACAAAAAUAUGGAAGAGAACACAGUAUAACACAGAUAAGGCACCAAGUACAAGCAACAAGUACAAACAAUAGCAAAAGAUUCCCAACAAAUACAACACACUACAAAACAACCUCUACAACACACUACGUAAACAUUGCUAUAAAAUUUAAAAAAAAGAAAUUGUUUAUUACGGAGUAAAAAACUACAUAAAAAAUCAUAUAAAAUACGCAGUGAUAAAAUUAUUUUAUUUAAUCAAAUGAUCCAUAAAAAUAUAUAAAAAAGUAAAAUCAAUUUAACAGGGGAAAUUGUUUGAAAAGGAGACUUAUUUCCAAAAACUCAUUAAAUAGCAACAGAAAUUCGGUUAAAUCCACCCAUCGUUCCCUCCAUUCCUAAAUCCUCAGUAAAAUUUACUCUCAGUCUGUCACUACCAGAUCUUAAAACAACUGAUCUUAUCUCUUCCAGACUCCAUCUUUCAGCCCCCCAUCGGAUCUCGCCAUUUCAGUGUGUUUUCCUAUGCAUAUUUGAAGUUGAUUAAUUGAUAGACUGGGGCUUGGAAGUUAUAGAGGCAGAAUGUUUCUUCACCUCUUGCUCUUAUUGCCUCUUUUUUCGAGGUUCAUAGAAAACGGAAGUUCCACUGUUACAAGCACAUAUAUUCGCUUUGAGUGGCCAUCUGUGGAUAUUCCACUUGACAAUAAGGAAUUUGCAGUCCCUGAAGGUUAUAAUGCACCACAACAAAUUCAUAUUACACAGGGUGACUAUGAUGGGAAGGCUGUCAUAAUCUCCUGGGUGACUUUUGAUGAACCAGGGUCAAGCCAAGUACGCUACGGAUUAUCUGAGGAGAAAUAUGAUUUUACCGCAGAGGGAACAUUUACAAACUACACAUUUUACACUUACAAGUCUGGCUUUAUACAUCAAUGCCUUGUCGGUGACCUUGAGUAUGACAGAAAGUAUUACUAUGAGGUAGGACAAGGUGAUUCUUCAAGGAAGUUCUGGUUUGUGACACCUCCAAAAAUUGAUCCAGAUGCAUCUUACAAAUUUGGUAUUAUAGGUGAUUUGGGCCAGACAUUCAAUUCUCUUUCCACUCUUGAACAUUAUAUGCAGAGUGGAGGGCAAACUGUCUUGUUUGUUGGAGAUCUCUCUUACGCAGAUAGAUACCAAUAUCAUGAUGUUGGAGUGCGUUGGGAUUCAUGGGGCCGUUUCAUUGAAAAAAGUGGUGCAUAUCAACCAUGGAUUUGGUCUGCUGGGAAUCAUGAGAUAGAGUACAUGCCAUAUAUGGGGGAAGUAAUUCCUUUCAGAUCAUUUCUCUUUAGAUACCCCACACCCUACAGAGCCUCCAAAAGUAGCAAUCCCCUUUGGUAUGCCAUCAGGCGGGCAUCUGCUCAUAUAAUUGUUCUAUCUAGCUACUCCCCAUUUGUAAAAUAUACACCUCAGUAUAAGUGGCUUAAUGAAGAAUUUACAAGGGUGGACAGGGAGAAAACUCCUUGGCUAAUUGUCCUCAUGCACGUACCUAUCUACAAUAGCAAUGAAGCGCACUUUAUGGAGGGUGAAAGUAUGAGAGCUGUCUAUGAGGAGUGGUUUGUCAAGUACAAAGUUGAUGUGGUAUUUGCUGGUCACGUCCAUGCUUAUGAGCGAUCCUAUCGCAUAUCAAACAUCCACUAUAAUGUAUCAAGUGGCGAUGCUUAUCCUGUACCCGACAAAUCAGCUCCGGUUUAUAUUACAGUUGGAGAUGGAGGGAACCAGGAAGGUCUAGCUGGAAGAUUUAGAGAUCCCCAACCUGAGUAUUCUGCGUUUAGGGAGUCCAGUUAUGGCCAUUCUACGUUGGAGAUAAAGAAUAGAACACAUGCGCUGUACCAUUGGAACAGGAAUGAUGAUGGGAAAAGUGUUGCAACAGAUGCUUUUGUGUUGCACAACCAGUUCUGGGGGAGCAACCGAAGAAGACGGAGAAAGCUCAACAAAUCUCAUCUUCAAUCUGUUGUUUUUCGCCGGCCCUCUAGUGAACAAAUGUGAGAUUAUCAGCUAAGAAUCCUUACCUCUUCCUCCUCCUCCUCCUGUAUUGGUAUCAUAACGUAAAUAAGAAUUUUCUGUGGGAUCAUUAUAGCAUAAACAAGAAUUUGUGCUUCCUUUUUACUAAGAAGUUUACUUACAAGUGUUAAGAGAUUUUUUUAUACAAUUUAUUGACACUGUAAAUUUCAUUUCGGAUAUCCCAACAUAGGUUGGGUUUUAAGGUGUUGAUGAUAUAAUGAUCUUUUUCCGGUUGGAUUUUUUUUUCUCAUGACAAUAAUAUACUCCAUACUUA